This is a messenger RNA of Cuscuta campestris, 1071 nucleotides long. Lineage: Eukaryota; Viridiplantae; Streptophyta; Magnoliopsida; Solanales; Convolvulaceae. The record is from the annotation of a GenBank genome assembly.
CUAUCUUCCUUCCCGUUGUGAAUACUCCGUUAUCUAUUAAUCGUCUUCUUCCAUUUUUCUGUCUCCUCUUCCCAGUUCCCACCGCUCAAAACACAAUUACUGUAAUUCUAAGAAGAAUUAAACAAACAAACAAUAAAAAUGGCCUCCAAGGCAAUGAUGACGAGCUGCGGCGUUGCGCCACUCUGCUCCUCCUCGCUUUUCUCUUCUUCCAAGCCCAAAGUCUUCCUCGCCGCCGCGCCGUUUCCCGGCGCCGCCUCUAAUGUGACCACCUCCGCCGUCAAGGCCACCAUGUCCUCCUCCGACUGGAUGCCCGGCCAGCCCCGCCCUCCCCACCUCGACGGUUCUGCUCCCGGAGACUUUGGUUUCGACCCACUUGGUUUGGGGGAAGUGCCACAACUCCUCGAGAGAUACAAAGAAUCUGAACUAAUCCAUUGCAGAUGGGCUAUGCUUGCCGUGCCAGGAAUUUUGGUCCCUGAGGCAAUGGGGUUGGGGAAUUGGGUAAAGGCACAAGAGUGGGCAGCAAUUCCAGGAGGGCAGGGGAGCUAUUUGGGACAACCUGUCCCCUGGGGCACCCUCCCCACCAUCUUCGCCAUUGAACUUCUUGCCAUUGCAUUCGUAGAGCACCAGAGAAGCAUGGAGAAAGAUACAGAGAAGAAGAAGUACCCAGGGGGAGCUUUUGAUCCCCUGGGCUACUCCAAGCAGGAUCCUGCAAAGUUCCAUGAGCUCAAAGUCAAGGAGAUCAAGAAUGGACGGCUAGCAUUGUUGGCGUUCGUGGGGAUAUGCGUUCAGCAGUCGGCGUACCCGGGAACAGGGCCGCUGGAGAACUUGGCAGCCCAUCUGGCAGACCCAUGGCACACCAACAUUGGAGACGUCAUCAUCCCCCCUUCUCUUUUCCAUUGAAAUAUGAAAGAAAGAAAAAAUGGCAUGGAUUCUUGUAAUUACACUACUACUUAAUUCAUAACUCCCAGGAAAUGAUUAACUAUAUUACCUUGGCCGAGCUCCUCCAUUAAUUACAUGUGCAUCUUUGGGUCCAUAUUGUCAUCUUUGAGCAAAGAAAACCAGGUUUGGUUC